GUACUGUCAAACCAUCACUAUGUCCAAGCAAUUCCAGUUCAAGCUCGUUCUACUGGGAGAGUCUGCUGUCGGCAAGUCGAGUCUUGUACUGCGUUUCGUGAAGGAUCAGUUCGACGAUUACCGGGAGAGUACGAUUGGAGCGGCGUUCUUGACGCAAACUGUGACUCUAGAGGACCAAAUGACUGUCAAGUUUGAGAUAUGGGAUACUGCUGGUCAAGAACGGUACAAGUCUCUCGCGCCAAUGUAUUACCGUAACGCCAACUGUGCUGUCGUCGUUUAUGACAUAACGCAAUCCGCUUCGCUCGAAAAGGCACGCACAUGGAUCCGGGAACUGCAGCGUCAGGCGGACCCUUCGAUAGUUAUCGCACUCUGUGGCAACAAAACGGAUCUUUCGGCGCGCAGACAGGUCACGGAAGAGGAAGCGAAGAAGUAUGCCGACGAGGAGGGUUUGAUGUGGGGCGAGACAAGUGCUAAGACGGGUGAGGGUGUUUCGGAUAUAUUCAUGGCCAUAGCUAAGAAACUUCCGCUAACCGCACCUUCAAGAGCAGGAACCAGCCGUACUGCCCCUGGUGCACGAGCAGGAGUCGACCUGAAUAAACAAUCUGCUUCGGUGGGCCAGAAUGACAACUGCAAUUGUUAAUUCCGUCCCUACGUUAUCCUUACAUUCCUCGCCUCGCAUGUUAUCUUUCGCUUGUAAUUUACCUUUACCUUUUACUUUUCGGACUAAAUAUGGGAUGCAUCUUCACCCGAUCUAAUGUUCGAAUAGACUCCUCGGCUGCAAGACGUAUUAUAAAGCAGACCUCAAUAUUCUUCACGACUCGGCCGGGGGGAAGAGUUUGAUGCACGAAGUGGCCGCUUCUUUCAGUGAAAAGUGGGGGGAAGAUCUAUUAUUUAAUGGAAGACUGAGUGACUCGACAAAAUGUUUACACUGCUUUUCAUAUCGACUAGUAUGUGCUUACU
Guyanagaster necrorhizus is the source of this 960-nucleotide messenger RNA. Its product is annotated as GTP-binding protein RAB5. The record is from RefSeq and is a predicted model, not a curated record. NCBI's taxonomy places the organism in Eukaryota, Fungi, Basidiomycota, Agaricomycetes, Agaricales, Physalacriaceae. Gene Ontology annotation, molecular function: GTPase activity; GTP binding. Bases 20 to 640 code for a protein of 206 amino acids. The transcript has 8 exons.